CGAGUUCUAUUCUCAAAGAAAAUGAAUUGGUCUAUUCGUCUUGCGCUUUUAGGUUUUGUGGUGCUCAGCACCCAAACCGUUUUUUCUGCGGCACAGGGUGCGACUCCAUGGGAGAACUCUCAACUCGCAGAGGAAUUCAUCAACAGCUUUCUAAGAUUCAUAGCACAAAGCGGCGCCUUUUCCCCAAACCAACUGGAUGACAUGUCUUCCAUUGGAGACACCUUGAAGACUGCAAUUGAAAAAAUGGCCCAAAGCCGGAAAAGCUCCAAAUCGAAGCUUCAGGCAUUAAACAUGGCGUUUGCUUCUUCAAUGGCUGAGAUUGCUGUAGCAGAGCAAGGAGGUCUAAGUUUAGAAGCAAAAACGAAUGCCAUCGCAAAUGCCCUCACUUCGGCCUUUUUGGAAACAACUGGCGUAGUAAACCAACAGUUUGUCAGCGAAAUCAAAGGCCUAAUUUAUAUGAUCGCUCAGGCAUCAUCAAAUGAAAUUUCAGGUUCAGCCGCAGCUGCCGGAGGAGGUUCUGGAGGAGGAGGAGGCUCUGGCCAAGGAGGUUAUGGACAAGGAGCAUCUGCAUCUGCUAGUGCCGCCGCUGCCUACGGCUCGGCUCCACAAGGUGCAAGAGGACCAGCACCACAAGGACCAUCCCAACAAGGGCCUGUAAGUCAACCAUCAUAUGGAUCUAGUGCAACUGUGACAAUAACCACAGUUGGAGGAAGGCAACAAGGUCCAACAGGACCCAGUCAACAAGGACCAGGACAACAAGGACCUGGAGGUCAAGGACCCUAUGGGCCAAGUGCAGCCGCUGCAUCAGCUGCUGUAAGCGGAUAUGGACCAGGAGCUGGACAACAAGGGCAGCAAGGUCCAGGAGGCCAAGGACCAUACGGAUCUGGACAGCAAGGACCAGGAGGUGCCGGCCAACAAGGUCCUGGCAGUCAAGGACCAUACGGACCAGGUGCAUCUGCCGCAGCAGCAGCCGCUGGAGGCUAUGGACCUGGAGCUGGACAACAAGGACCUGGAAGUCAAGGACCAGGAAGUGGUGGACAACAAGGACCUGGUGGUCAAGGACCUUAUGGACCAAGUGCAGCCGCCGCAGCAGCAGCCGCUGGAGGCUAUGGACCUGGAGCUGGACAACAAGGACCUGGAAGUCAAGGACCAGGAAGUGGUGGACAACAAGGACCUGGUGGUCAAGGACCUUACGGACCAAGUGCAGCCGCCGCAGCAGCAGCCGCUGGAGGCUAUGGACCAGGAGCAGGACAACAAGGACCAGGAAGUGGCGGACAACAAGGUGAUUUAUAUUUCCGUUUAUACUGA
This is a messenger RNA of Argiope bruennichi, 1308 nucleotides long. RefSeq names its product spidroin-2-like. Lineage: Eukaryota; Metazoa; Arthropoda; Arachnida; Araneae; Araneidae. The coding region runs from base 22 to 1308 and encodes 428 amino acids. The transcript is spliced from 2 exons. The record is from RefSeq and is a predicted model, not a curated record.